AUGCCGACAGCUAAGACAGAGAUAUCGGCAUUACUUCAGCGUCGAAUCGUGCUAAUCGAUACAUCGGAUAGCGACUUCAUCGGUGGCUUCAUCAGUUGCCUAAUUGGACUUUCAAUUCAAGUGUCUAGCUACUGGUAUCCUUAUUUCCGGCUCAUCCGGAGGAUGCAUCGAUACUCUGCCGUUGGCCAAAAGAUGAAUGCGUCCCAAGCUAAUCUUCUACUGCCGAAUGAAGUCUUCAAGGCGACAGCUGAACUAUCCGUAAAUGCGGUGGUAAGCCUCAUGGGAGAUUCUGAGACCAAAAUCUGUCGCCUCCGUUCCCACCCGGGAUCCACCUACCCGCUCGUCGUCAAUAUCGGGGCUUUCUUUUCUCGCAUCUAUCCAUAUCUUCAACGUAAAUUUCACAAAUUCUGCGGGUGCAUCGAGAACAAAACAAAGCUUACAUUGCAUCUCUCCUGGUGGAACCGAGCACCUGCAAACUCCACUUCUCCCGGAAUAAAUUACAAAGAUGAACCCCCGGCCGAACCCCACGGCGCAAGCCGGAUACGAUCCGGAACAGAUCCCUCUCUACCUAGAAGCCAUGGGCUGGGCUCCGAUCGGCCUCCGGGAAAGAUGACCGGGGUGAUCAGGAUCGGCCCCGGGAUGAAGAAGAAGGCAAAGAGGCUUGACCUACUCCGUAGGCAAUGCAACCUGGAGCCUCUAUGCGAGAUGGCUGAGACGUUUUGCCCCGCAAGAUCAAUGCGGUUGGGUUCCCGUUACCUGCAUCAGCAUUGGAUCAUGCAGAUGGUGGUGCCAUGGAAACUUGAUUUCUUUGUCCAUUUGCUGAUCCACCAUCGUCUCGCGUUACAUGUUGGAAAGCACCUUUAUGCCAAUGGCCAGACGAAGUUAUGCCCUGCUUCCAUCUCCCAAAUUGCACAUUCUUUGACUUUUAGAAAGCCCGUACAGAGAAAUGUAAGAUCGGAUCCGCCAUCGUCACAAGAGGAUCGGGGGUGGUCGAUUAUCUUGAGACCGUGCAUCAUGCAACCCCCGAACCAGGCAAUCUCUUGUAUCGAGCUUCCAUUCGACGUGAGCGGUGUGCAUAGUGCAAAGAUGAUGGCGGCCUGCCUUGUGCCCUGA
Colletotrichum lupini is the source of this 1113-nucleotide messenger RNA. RefSeq lists its product as uncharacterized. NCBI's taxonomy places the organism in Eukaryota, Fungi, Ascomycota, Sordariomycetes, Glomerellales, Glomerellaceae. The record is from RefSeq and is a predicted model, not a curated record. Bases 1 to 1113 code for a protein of 370 amino acids. The transcript has 11 exons.